This is a messenger RNA of Acaulospora colombiana, 1030 nucleotides long. Lineage: Eukaryota; Fungi; Glomeromycota; Glomeromycetes; Diversisporales; Acaulosporaceae. The record is from the annotation of a GenBank genome assembly.
AUGUCUGAAGCUACGAGUAUACCUUAUACUUCAACUUCCACCUCAACUACUAUUGCUGGAAAUGAGAUGGUUUCGCUGGCUGACAAAAUUAAAAAAUACGAUACUAAGGAACUAAUAAAUUUCUUGCGUAAGGAGGGAGACUUGAAACUCGAUGAGGACGAUGAAGAAAUUAUUCGCAAGGAAAAGCUUAGUGGUCGUGCAUUUCUCAAGGUAACCGAAGAAAAGCUUCGAAGUACUGGUUUAGGUUUGGGACCUGCGUCAGAUCUUGCAGACUUUGCCAAGGAAUGUAAGGAGAAAAAUCUAAGGUCGUUCUCCUCGUACAAGACCAAGGCGGACUUGGAAAAGGUAUUGCAAAAAGAUUAUAUUGUGUCUUUAACUAACGAAAAAGAAACGCAAUCUGAGUUAAACUAUGGUGAAAGAAUUGAAGAAUUAGAAAAAAAAAUAUCAGAACAAGCAAAGAGAAUUAGGGAAUUAGAAGUCAAUAACUCAAACAAGGAAAAUGAAAUUAAAGAAUCAAAUAAGCAAAUUUCAAAAUCACAAAAAAAAGAAGAUAGCAGUAAUCAAGUCGACCCUAAAAAAGGAAGUUCCGAAAGAAAAUAUAGGGGAACAUCCGAUAGUUAUAUUGAUCUCCCCAGGUUCGAUGGAGAGUUAGCUGACACAGCCAAUUACGAAAAGAUGUUAGAGCACGUUUUGGAAGAUAUAUCUAUGAAGCAUAAGACCUGCAUUCACGUCACUAGUGCAAACGAAGCAACAAGACGCGAAUUUAUUUCUUCCGUUCUUCAUGGCGUUGCCUCUUGUUAUGAUGGUGAAGUGAAAGUAUGUCCAGAAUACGAGUUAUCUGGAAGUCAUGGUAAAGGGUCAGUGGAUUGGGUUAUCAAGAUUGGAGGUACGAUUAUUGUCGUUACCGAGGCUAAAAGGGAGGAUAUUAACCAGGGUGUUGGCCAGAAUGCAAUUCAGUUACAGGCUUCGUCUCAACGUAAUAAAAAGAAACGCACAUACAAUGAGGCUUUACGCGAAGAUGUAAUGUAUG